Messenger RNA from Octodon degus (degu), 1716 nucleotides. RefSeq names its product probable G-protein coupled receptor 83. Gene Ontology annotation, cellular component: plasma membrane; neuron projection. The transcript has 7 exons. The record is from RefSeq and is a predicted model, not a curated record. NCBI's taxonomy places the organism in Eukaryota, Metazoa, Chordata, Mammalia, Rodentia, Octodontidae. Gene Ontology annotation, biological process: G protein-coupled receptor signaling pathway. Gene Ontology annotation, molecular function: neuropeptide binding; neuropeptide receptor activity. Bases 1 to 1716 code for a protein of 571 amino acids.
AUGUGGUACGCAGCCGAGUCUCCACAGCUCCCUCUCAGUUCUGAGCCACAGUUCUUAAUAGGUGCUUUGGGAACUGGUGCAAAAAUGAAACCCAGAGAAGAGCCAGAGGAGCAGGAAAAGCAAGAGAAAUUGAGUCAGAACGACCCGACCCAGGACUACGCAGAGGAGAAGCGACGCCGGAGGUCUGCAGGUCAGAAUAGGCAGUGCGUGUGCUCUCCAAAUGAGCGGCGCAUUCCGAGUCGGCAGCAGCGUUCACCUACCCCAAGCUCAGCUGCCCAGCUCAGCUCUACGCAUUUGCCUAUUCCACUCCUGGCUGGCAUCAGUCUGGAAGCCCCGACCGUAGAAUCGCCCCUAGGGGCAUUUAGCAACCCUGGCACCAUGAGUUAUGGGGAUGAACUGACCCCUGAAGCUCUAAGUGUGCCUAGUGGUUUUGAUGACCUGAUCACCACCACCACCUCACAGGUACUGCAAGCCAUGUGCAGUGCCGCCUCUGCGAUUGGUCGAGCUGGCCAAGAUAGGGUGCUCUCCAUGAUGGAUAAGCUGCCAGACAGUAUGUCAAACAUUGGCGACCUGGAGGACCUGCCGGGUCUCCUAACUUCAGAAGUAGUGUCCCAAGACGAGCAGGUACAAUUCUGGCUAGUGUUAGGGUACACCGUAGUGGUCUUUGCUGCUAUCUUAGGCAACUGGCUUUUAAACCAUGUAAUUAUGAAGUACAAGAAAGUGCACACCGCCAGUGGCCUCUUCGUUGUCAACAUUUCUGUCACCAACAUGAUGCUGGCUCUUCUCAGCUCCCCGUUCACCAUGGUACGCUAUGUUUGUAAUUCCUUGGCUCUUGGGAAGAUGACAUGCCAUCUUAGUUGCUUUGCACAGUUCUCUUGUGCCUAUGUAACUGUGAUGACCAUGGCUGCUAUUUCCUUGGACCGACAUCGGGUGAUGCUAUACCCCCUGAAGUCUCGUAUUACUUUGAUGCAAGGCAAUGUUUGCAUCAUUAUCAUAUGGAUCCUGAGCACUUGUGCUGCUUUGCCUCAUGCCAUUUAUCAGAAGCCUUACCAGGUGAAGAUUGGAAACAGUACUGAGGAUACUGCCUGCCUCCCAAGUUUCCCAUAUACUUCAAAAUUUACACGGAAAUACCUUGACCUGAGCACCUUUUUGCUUUUCUUCAUCUUGCCAUUGAUGGUAUUAUUGGUGGUCUAUGGUCAUGUGGCCAAGAAGCUGUGGAUCCAUAAUGCUGUCGAUGAUAUCAAUAUCCAUACUUACAUCUGCCAACGUGGGAAGAAGAAGCAGACUCUGAAAAUGCUGCUAACAGUGGUACUUGCGUACACAGUCAGCUGGCUCCCCCUCAACCUCUACCUUGUGCUGCUAUCUACUGAGCUGAUAUCAAGCCAUAAUGAUCUCUACUUUUUCCUUCAUUGGCUGGCAAUUAGCAGCUCCUGCUACAACCCCUACAUUUACUGCUGGCUCAGUGACAGCUUCCGGAUUGAAGUUCAGAAGGUCAUCGCGGAAGUCCAGAAGAUGAUGCUAGAUAAAAUCAGUCGCCUGAGAGGGGAGCAUCAGCAACUAAGAUCUGCCUCACCUACCCAUCAUCCUAUCUUGGUGGAUACUAAUCCUGGAGUGCCCAAAUUCCCCAGAUUCAAAGAUUUUGAUGAGCUUCCCAGUCCCCCUCCCUCUCCAGUAGUAGAAAUCUCUUUCAUUUACCCAUCAAUGCCUAGAGUUUAA